ACAUCGGCAUAGUAGUCUCACCCAAGAAGAAAUCCGUCUCUUUCCAAUUUUCCCCUCUUUGAUGCAGCCUUAGAUAACUUCACAUAGUAGAUUAUCUUCUCGGAACCGAAAUAUUGAUUAUAAACCUCUUGUUUUCUAGAGCUAUAGAUCGAAUCAGCUUUUACAAACGACAAAUCUCAAACCUGACUGGAAGACUUUUUAUUUCUUUGCUUUACCGGUUUCUCUUGCUUGAUAGAAGAAUAGAUAAUUUCGGUAGAGAUCAUUAUCUGGCCCUUGGGGUUCAACAAAUAUAGAUAAAACUGUAGAUCCUUUGUAUUCCUAACAAGUGGAAGGAGUUGCUGCAAACUAGAGAUGCCAAGUGAUAGGAGAGACGAAGCAAUAUCGUUUUAUUCGUACUGAUGAAUGGGAAGGGAGGAAACCAAAGACCCCUAUGACAGUACGGUUAGGAACAGAAAUAAAAGGGUAGGUUUCUUUUUCCGUUUUGUACUUGUGAAAUAUGAAGUUACUAAGAAGAAAAGAUAUGCAUUCGAAUAUAAAUGUCCGCAGGUGUUCGCGUAGGAUGGAAAGCAUUUGUUGAUUGUUCAAUUCAAAGCCAAAGAUGGCAACAAUAUCAAAUCAGCACACUGUGCUAUUGAUUGUUGUGUUCUAGCACGAACACCUCAGAAUAUGGAA
Sclerotinia trifoliorum is the source of this 672-nucleotide messenger RNA. Lineage: Eukaryota; Fungi; Ascomycota; Leotiomycetes; Helotiales; Sclerotiniaceae. The record is from the annotation of a GenBank genome assembly.